Molecule: messenger RNA, 1119 nt
Organism: Spathaspora passalidarum NRRL Y-27907
Lineage: Eukaryota; Fungi; Ascomycota; Pichiomycetes; Serinales; Debaryomycetaceae
Exons: 1
Coding region: 1-1119 (372 amino acids)
Molecular function (GO): protein binding
Source: RefSeq, a predicted model, not a curated record
AUGAAACGAAAGCAGGAGGAAGAAGGACUCUCACACAAGUUCCGCAAGACCAACCACGAGUUGUCGCUUUUAAACAUACCUGAUGAUGUUUUAAACUUGAUUUUAUCCCAUCUUAGCCUAACUGACGUUAUUCAUUUGUCUUGUUUAGAUCGAGCAUACAGAUCAUGUUUCUCCAGCCGAAUAUUCACUCAAGUGAAAGCACCAUGGAGUAAACUAAUAGAAGCUAUGGACUCUAAAGAAAACUUUAUCAUCAAACACAAGAAUAUCAUCCGUCAGUUGCGUAUUAUCGACAGUUAUUCCUAUGGAGAAUGGCAAAUUGAUUUUUUCACCGAUUUAUUAAUCAACAUACCUAAUUUAAAGAGACUUCUUAUAAACUCCAAAAACUCAUCCAACUGGAUUAAAUAUAGAGGAAGUGAUAAUAUCGAACAAUUAUCGCUUUAUUUUGAAGAAGAUAGCUUCAACCUAAUAAAAUUUUCCUUACCAAACGCAAAGCAGGGUAAUUUUAAUUCCAGUCCACGCAUAUUCCGGCUUGAUCAUGUUGCAAAUUUUAAAAUGUUGACUAAGCUUUCACUCACAGAUUAUCAUUUCAACUGGGAAGUAGAGAGUGUGAAACCGGUGCUUAUGAUUCACGAUAUCUCCCUUCACAAUUGUAGCUGGGAAUACCCGUUUAAACUAUCACAGUUUAAUUAUAACGACAAUAUCAAGAAGUUGAAAUUGACUUAUUCCAAUCAGAAUCCAUUCCUUCUUUCGGAAAGGUUUAAUACAUUCUUGAAUGAUGAUUAUCAUGAAGAUUUCAAAAGUUUAGAAGAGCUUGCAAUUGAUAUAACAUUUGAUUUUCGUAAGCAAGCGUGGUCCAAGUUUCUCUCAAACAGAUUAAUUUUGCGAUUUUAUAACCGCAAAGAUUUUCCUAAUUUGCGACAAUUAACAUUACACGGGUGGUACUUUGCGCUACAAAAUUUCAAAGAAACAAUCAAGAAUAUCUCAUGCUCAGACAGUGAUUUAUACUUGCUCGACCUAAAAGUGUUUGAUUCAGUAAAUGAUUGUAAUUUAAUUCCGGAAAUAAAACAAGAAUGGAAACAACUUUGUGUAUGGAAAAAACUCAAGCUUGAAGUUUUAUAG